Messenger RNA from Helobdella robusta, 429 nucleotides. RefSeq lists its product as hypothetical. The record is from RefSeq and is a predicted model, not a curated record. The transcript is spliced from 2 exons. Lineage: Eukaryota; Metazoa; Annelida; Clitellata; Rhynchobdellida; Glossiphoniidae. The annotation marks the transcript as partial.
GGAUUUGGAACUUACAACAAAAACUUCUGGUUGGGCUUGGAUAAGAUGCACCGAUUGACAACGUCAGCUGAUUACAGGUUGAAGUUUGAAGUUCUCAUCAGUGGUAAAUGGUACUCUGAUGAAUAUGAUCAUUUCAAGGUCGGCCCAGAAUCUGAAAAAUAUACUCUCAACGUUUCUGGAUAUGGAGGAGAUAAAUGCGAUGCACUGAACAAUUCGUAUUCAUAUCUCACUCAAAAUGGAAUGAAGUUCUCCACACCGGAUCAAGACAACGACCUCCAUCCAACUUUCCACUGCGCUUUCAAUUAUUCAUCUGGGAAUUGGUACAAUUCUUGUUUUUGUCAGCGUCUGAAUGGUGUUUAUGGUUCGUCGUUUGAUUACGCGUUUUUUCCUGUUACUCACUGCAGGAUGAUGGUGAAGUGUAACUUGUAG